AGCUACAACAAGCACAUACCUAUCGCUCAAAGUUGAUCAUGAUGAGGACGUCUUUCCCUAUUUUGUUCGUGUUGUCUCUCAUUCUCUCUUUCUCCUAUGCUGCUGUGCAAGACUUCUGUGUUGCAGACUACACAGCUCCUCAAGGCCCUGCAGGCUACUCUUGCAAAAAUCCUGCAAAUGUUACAGUGGAUGAUUUCGUCUACUCUGCCCUAGGAGUUCCUGGUAACACCUCAAAUAUGAUCAAAACCGGAAUCACCACCGCAUUUUCUUCUCAAUUCCCUGGUUUGAAUGGCCUUGGCGUUGCAUUAGCUCGCGCAGACUUGGCUGUUGGUGGAGUUGUCCCAAUGCACACACACCAUGGAGCUUCAGAAAUUGUACUUAUUAUUGAAGGAACCAUAACCGCCGGGUUCAUUUCCUCAGAUAACAAAGUUUAUCUAAAAACUCUUAAGAAGGGUGACAUCAUGGUUUUCCCUCAAGGGCUGUUGCACUUCCAAGUGAAUGUUGGUGAUACUCCAGCUCUUGAGUUUGUUAGCUUCAGCAGUGAUAGCCCCGGUCUGCAGAUUCUCCAUACCGCACUAUUUCAAAACAAUUUACCUACUGAUCUAAUCACGCGAUCCACUUUCCUCGACACUGCUGAGAUAAAGAGACUCAAGGCUCUUCUUGGUGGUACUAAUUAAGGUUGACGUAUAUGUACGAAAUAUGAAUUGUUACUAAAUAAUGUCUCUUAUCAUGUGUAAGAGUGCUCUGUAAUUGUAUGCUGCUAAUUCAUGUGUGAAGCAAUCAUGUUGAAAGUUGUACCUUAUGAUCAAUAAAUGAAUUUAAUUUUAUUUGUGCCUUGUA
Molecule: messenger RNA, 840 nt
Organism: Rosa rugosa (rugosa rose)
Lineage: Eukaryota; Viridiplantae; Streptophyta; Magnoliopsida; Rosales; Rosaceae
Product: auxin-binding protein ABP19a-like
Exons: 1
Coding region: 39-677 (212 amino acids)
Cellular component (GO): cell wall
Molecular function (GO): manganese ion binding
Source: RefSeq, a predicted model, not a curated record